UUUUCACGUGUCAACGCGAUUGCGCUUACGUUUGCGCAGAUUUAGACGUAUGUAGAGAAACGUCACUACAGCAGCGUACUGUUAUAUUUGUGACACCACCACAUCUCGAUAAAAAAUAACACAACGACAAAAAUUAAUAUAAGAAUUUGUAAAAGCCGAUAAGUGGGUAAAGAGUAAGGAACAAUCAGUUGCCGUAGAUACGGGUGUACAUAUUCAAUUGGUUCUAUUGACCAUACGACACGCGAGUGUUUAAUUUAUCAAUCUAUUUAUUAAUAUUAAACGCUAAUUUAUUUUAUUAAAAUUAUAAUGGCACCUAAACAAAGAAUGCGCAUUGCUAAUGAAAAAGCAACCAAGAACAUUACUUUGCGUGGUAAUGUUCCUAAAUCAUCGAAACCACAAGAAGAAGGAUCACCAGUGGGACCUUGGCUACUUGCUCUUUUCAUCUUUGUUGUCUGUGGAUCAG
Cotesia glomerata is the source of this 463-nucleotide messenger RNA. RefSeq names its product stress-associated endoplasmic reticulum protein 2. Gene Ontology annotation, cellular component: endoplasmic reticulum. NCBI's taxonomy places the organism in Eukaryota, Metazoa, Arthropoda, Insecta, Hymenoptera, Braconidae. The record is from RefSeq and is a predicted model, not a curated record. Gene Ontology annotation, biological process: endoplasmic reticulum unfolded protein response.